Molecule: messenger RNA, 3559 nt
Organism: Aureobasidium musti
Lineage: Eukaryota; Fungi; Ascomycota; Dothideomycetes; Dothideales; Saccotheciaceae
Source: the annotation of a GenBank genome assembly
CAACGCGCACCACAUGGCGCACUAUCCUCCAUGGCCUCCCGCUGCUGGGUCGCCGUCUGCGCACNCCUCCAGGCUAUCCACCACCACCCCUCUUCCUCCAUCGACCGCAGGACAGACCAUGGCUUUACCGCCAGAGCUGCAGGCUUUGAAUAUCACUCCUCAGCAGAUGGCUGCGCUCUUGACUCACCUUCAAGCUGGCACUUUUCCUUUUCCUCCUCCGCCGCCGCCGCCGCCGCCUCCACUACCGCAGGCUUACCACCAAUCGGCUGCACCUUUCGCACCUGUACCUUUUCAACCUCCCGUGCCACCACAGACUGCUGUCGGUCAAAGCGUCUUGCCGCCAACCGCUGUGCCUUCACACAUGGAUGUUGAUCGCGAGGAGGGUGAGGUUAGCGAUGCCUCACAACACGUCAAUCAUGCACCGUCUGCGCCGUCCUCUAAGAAGCGCAAAUCGCGUACUUCUCAGUUGGCCCACCGCACAGCUAUCCAGCCCAAUCCAUCGUCAAGUCCCACAAAGAACAAGUCAGAUGUAAGUCACGGCUCAAUCCAACAGAAAAGGGAAGCCGCUUUGCCUUUCAUCGCUGCACUUCACCAAGAAGGUUUCACCUUCGAUGAAUUUGUCCGCGAAGGUUUUGAGGAGAAUCUACUUCGUCAGGUCUAUCAAGACUUGCAAAUCCCCAUAGUCUCGCCCCCAGUGUCUAGUGCACAGGUACCAGUUACAGAGACCGUAGCUGCGAAGGUGACAAGCGCUGCGCCCACUCCGUCUUCUGUUGUUCCUUCUGUCAAGGAGUCUAAGCCCAUUGUUCCUGUUAAACAAGCACCGCCUAUGACCCGUCAGGACUACCUGGCACGUUUACAAGCUGCAAAGAACAAGAAAGCCGAAGCUGUCCAGUCGAAGCAACCCGCUGUGUCUGCAGAAUCCGCAACGCCUCCUGUCGUCGAAAAUGAAGUUGCACCUCCACCAGUCGUGCUUCCUGUUCAAUCGCAACCUAAACCUGAAGAGGCCCAGAAACCCGCCGCUCAACCGACUGCAACGAACAACAAACAGUCACAAACUACUGAGUUGAUUCGUAAANAGAUGGAGGCUCUGAAGGCCACACAACGCCGUUUGGCCAACAACACGAAUACUUCCACUGCCUCUCCGCCCGGUUCAUCGUCCAAAACAAAUGUCGCUGCGCAGUCCCAAACUGGUUUUACACCGGGUCUGUCCGCAAACAAAAAUUCACUAGCAUCUUCUCAAUUGGCGACCGCAAGCAUGAUACCUGGUUUACGCAUGUCGNACCUCGAUGGCAAAUUCUCCACAACCGCAGCAUCAAUCUCAAACUGGCCCAUCAAAUUCCAGUGCCUCAGCAGGCUCUUCGAAAGAUUCCACCCCCAGCCUGCCGUCAGGUCGGCCGUUUCUAUGGCUAGAAAGCGCCCUGUAGCAUCGGAUCUCAACGAAGCCCAAGUUGUUGCUGAUCAUCAUCCUUUUAAAAGGCCGUUCGGACAAAGCAGGAAGAACAGUUUCGAUGCAGGAAUGAUCAUUCAGGUCAGCGAUGAUGAAGACAUGUCUGAUGAUGAGCAUGAUGAGCUGAGCAGUGCAAAGCCCUUCGUCAAGACCAGCGCGGUUCCUGUUGGCCAACGUGACAAGAACAUUCGUGAUUUGCCUCCACUCAGGGACUUCCCUCAACGCUCGGCAGCAUUUCACAAGCAGUCGGGUGUCUUCACACCGCCCNUCGGUACUCCCGGAGCAUCGAGUGAUGCCGAAGAGCUCAGAAGAAAAGAAUUGGAAAUUACAUCUCUUAAUCAGAGAAUACAAGAGUACGAGAAACGCAAAGCUGCGCUCAAGGCGAAGGCCAGUCUCACCAAGAGCCAGCCUCAAACUCCUUCUCAGAUUGUAACACCCUCUGGAGAAACCCCUGCGCUUCCUGCUUCUGGUGCUGCAACAUCACAUGCGCCUUCACCAGCCACAAGCCGAUCCAAGGAACCGGCCGAUCGACGCACUGAACUCAAGGCUGCUUUGUCAGCCCGCAACGCCGAUAUCGACAAUCAGAAGGCUAAAAUCCUGGAGAUGCAAAAACAGAUGGCCGAUAUGCAGAAGCAGUACGAUCAAGAUAUGGAGAACCAGCGGAAGCUUCGUGAAGAACUCGAGAGUCUGGACGUCAAUACUGAAGGGAUGACACAAGCUGAAAUGAAGGCCAAGAAGCAGGAGAUCGAGAAUCUUCAUGACACAGACCGUGUAGGAGACGAUAUCUUACCGACCACGGGAUCGACGCAGACCGAAGACUCGGAUGUUUCCAUGAGUGAGAGCGAAUCUGACAGCUCGUCAGACAAUCCAGUUGCAAGGCAUCAGUCAGAUGCUGUUGUUCAAUCUCCUCGGACACACAGAGAUGCAACAACCUCAAGCCCUGGCCGUGCAAGAGUUCUUGACGACAUUCGUGCCGAUCGUGCCAAAGCAGAGCAGAUGAAAACUCAGACUUCUGAGGACAGCUCAGAUUCCGAUUCAGGCUCGAGCAUGUCUGAGAGUUCGGAAUCAGAGGACGACGAGGACGAAGACGAACACCUGCAACCCAACAAGGUGGUAACAGAUGCAUCUGCUAGUGUUGAAUCCGGUUCUGAAGUUAUCAAAAGCGUUAGCAAGUCUGCAAGCGCUGAGCCUGAAGUCGCUGAUUCACAGGACAAACUGGUAUGGUUAUUCAUCAGGAACAUACCCUUCACAGCGACUAAGGAUCUUGUGCGCUCUUUCUUUGAUGCUUUCGAUCGCACCCAUCUUCCACGACACCCUACUCGCGACCAAGGCACAGGCUCCGGCUUUGUUGAGCUCNCCNUCUCACAAGCUGUUACUGCGAUUGAUCAGCUGAGUGGGCGUCAGCUACAGAACCGCAAAGUCUCUAUCCAGAUGUCGAAAUUCGAGCCCAAGCUAUCGCCCUCACCUUCGCCUGUACCAAGCUUGGAAUCGUCUGACAGUAGCAGUGAUGAUGAGAUGGACAUUUCUUCAGAUUCCGAUGACGAGAGUGACGAUGACGUAGACAACGUCGCAGCUACCUCUAUCGAGCAGAAGGAGGACGCCCUCGCUAGUACAUCGGUGGAUGAGGCAUCGGCUUCAGAUGCCUCAGCUGAUGAAGAUGAGGAUGGAGAUCGAAUGGACCUCGAGUCCUCGGACGCAUCUUCUGAAGAGUAUUCCCCAGAGCCUGCUGCUGUGCCUGUUUCUUCGCUUCCUCUAUCUCGGUCCAGCGAUACCAACACACAAAAUCUUGCUGACGAUCUAGCACCUGAGUUGCAGCCAACUGCCGAGCAACAAACCAGUCUUUCUGAAGCGGUCAACACUGCCUCACCUGCCAGCACGAACUUCAAACCAUACGAAAGUCUACUCAAGAACUUCAAAGGAUAUCGUUACCAUCCUGAUUAUCCUCAUGAGNUAGAGGGUGGGUAUCGUUCGUUGACUUACAGUCAUCAAAUCGAUCCCAACAAGGAACUGUGCCGUUAUGAAGUUGCAUCUGGUGUUUGCAACGAUAGUUCGUGUGACUACCAACAUUUCCGCGACAUGGGCGUUUCUGGUGCGUCUGAGGGCGGAACCUUC